AUGAGCUCCUCUCGGGCACCCAGGAUGGGGUGUGUGGGCGGGCACGGGCUGAUGGCAUUGUUGCUGGCCAGUCUCAUUCUACCAGGAACCUUGGCGAAGAGCAUCGGGACGCUCUCAGACCCCUGUAAGGACCCCACGAGGAUCACCUCUCCCAACAACCCUUGUCUCAUUGGAAAGGCUGGCUCCAGCAGCCUCAGCAGCCACGGUGGAUCCAGCAGUUCCCAGGGAGCUUCUUCAGGAUCUCUGAUCUUUAAACCAGGAACAGGGUAUUCCCAGAACCCCUAUUCUUCUGGGUCUGGCUCCUUCCAGUCUGGAAGCAGCGGAUCUCAGCAAGGAAGCAGCGGAUCUCAGCAAGGAAGCAGCGGAUCUCAGCAAGGAGGCAGCAGCUCCCACUCCAGUGGCUCCCACUCAGGAAGCAGUGGCUCCCACUCGGGAAGCAGCAGCUAUCAGACAGGAGGCAGCCAUUACCAGACAGGAAGCAGCAGAAAUGGCUCUGCUCUGCCAACCGAUGACAACUCUUCCCGCCAGACCUCAGGCACCUUCCAGUCGGGAGGCUCCUACACUUCCCACAGCUCCGUGGUGUCUAGCAGUAUCUCCAACCAGCGGCCCUGUAGCUCCAACGUGCCCGACUCUCCCUGCAGUGGGGGUCCCGUCGUCACACACUCCGGGCCUUACAUCUCCAGCUCUCACACCGUCUCGGGCGGGCAGAGGCCUGUAGUGGUAGUGGUGGAGCAACACGGCUCUGGUGGCCCUGGAGGGUUUCAAGGCAUGCCCUGUAGCAACGGCGGCCCCUCGGGCAAGCCCUGUCCUCCCAUCACCUCUGUGCAGAAACCCUACGGCGGCUACGAGGUGGUGGGUGGCUCUGCCAACAGUUAUCUGGCCCCAGGCAUGACCUACAGUGGGGGUAAAAUUUACCCCGUGGGCUACUUCACCAAGGACAACCCUGUCAAGGGCUCGCCAGGGGCCCCCUCCUUUGCGGCUGGGCCCCCAGUCUCGGAGGGCAAGUACUUCUCCGGCAAUCCCAUCAUCCCCAGCUACAGCUCUUCCAGUUCCAAUGCCUACCCAGCCUCGGGCAUCGUGUUCCAGCCCGUGGGCAGUGGCGGGGUCCAGCCCUGUGGUGUCGGUUCUAAGGGGCCUUGCUCCGGUUCGAGAAUUCAGAUCACUUCCAGCAGCUCCUCUACCUCCUUCCAGCCCUGCGGCAGCGGUGCUUCCCAGGGGCCCUGCUCCCCACCAGGCACCGGCUCCAUCGGUGGGGGAAGCUCCUCCCUCUCCACCGGCAAAAUUGUCCUCCAGCCCUGCGGCAGCAAGUCUAGCUCUCCCGGCUACCCCUGCCUUUCCGUUUCCUCCUCCACACUGAACGGAGGUCUGAAUGGCUCUCCUCAGUCUGUCCCCACCGUGGUAGUCAAGCCUUGUGGUCUCAACAGCCCUGGAAAGGUGCCCUGCCGUUCCAUCCGGGACAUUCUGGCUCAAGUGAAGCCUCUGGGGCCCCAGUUGGCAGAUCCGGAAGUUUUCCUGCCACAGGGAGAGCCACUUGACAAGCCUUAA
Molecule: messenger RNA, 1545 nt
Organism: Microtus oregoni (creeping vole)
Lineage: Eukaryota; Metazoa; Chordata; Mammalia; Rodentia; Cricetidae
Gene: Cdsn
Product: corneodesmosin
Exons: 3
Coding region: 1-1545 (514 amino acids)
Biological process (GO): cell-cell adhesion; skin morphogenesis
Molecular function (GO): protein homodimerization activity
Source: RefSeq, a predicted model, not a curated record